GGACCCACCUAGAAUCAGAAUCCUAACAGAUUUCUUCCAAACGCCGCCGUUUUGAGCUUUCACUCUCCCUCUUGAUCUUUCUCCCCCUCCUCCUCCUUUAAAUUCUCCAUUACUUUCGCCCAAACUCUGAAACUCAAAAGAGAAAAUUUUUAAACGAAACCAUGUGUUUGAUUGUAGACGGAGAGCACCAGAACGACGACGUGUUGGUUCUGCCUACGAAUUUCUCAAUGGUUGAAGACGGCAUUUACCGAUCCGGGUUCCCCAGACCCGAAAAUUUCGGGUUCUUGAAAACCCUAAAUCUUCGAUCCAUUAUAUAUUUGUGUCCGGAGCCUUACCCUGAAGAAAAUUUGAAGUUUCUUGGAGCUCAGAAUAUUCAACUCUUUCAGUUUGGAAUUGAAGGCAAAACGGAUCCCCUUGUAUGUGUUCCCAGGGAUACUAUCAUGGCUGCUUUGAAAAUUUUAAUUGAUGUGAGAAAUCAUCCAGUUUUGAUACAUUGCAACCGUGGAAAGCAUCGGACGGGUUGCCUUGUUGGUUGCUUGAGAAAACUGCAAAACUGGGUCCUAUCUUCUGUGUUUGAGGAGUACCAGCAUUUUGCCGGCCGGAAAUCCAGGACAACAGACCUAAAGUUCAUCGAGACAUUCAAUAUCAAGAGCCUGAAGCAGUGCCUUCACAGCAUUAUCUACCAGUACCAAGGUUAUGGUUCAAAGAAGAGGCGGUUACUUUACCAGGAAGAAAAUUUAUCGAAACCCCAAGUCACUUCACUAUAGCUAGCUAAUUAGCAAGAAGCUUUCUUCCACCUUAUAGUUUUUGGUUCUUCUACACAAAUUCUUUGUUACAUAAUCUUUAUGACCCAUAGUAUGGUUACCGACUUUUAGUUUUUUAGGUUGCUUUUAUACAGCUUCUGUUAAAAGAUUAUAAAAAAAUAAAAAAAAAUUAUGUCAUUUUUUUUUAUUGUUUCAUAACUUUGAUUGUUCAAAAUCUCAAACCUUUUGUGUAGUUUGGUUAUAGUAUAUAUA
Molecule: messenger RNA, 1016 nt
Organism: Pistacia vera
Lineage: Eukaryota; Viridiplantae; Streptophyta; Magnoliopsida; Sapindales; Anacardiaceae
Product: tyrosine-protein phosphatase DSP3-like
Exons: 5
Coding region: 162-767 (201 amino acids)
Biological process (GO): protein dephosphorylation
Cellular component (GO): cytoplasm
Molecular function (GO): phosphatase activity
Source: RefSeq, a predicted model, not a curated record